Paramecium sonneborni is the source of this 1409-nucleotide messenger RNA. Lineage: Eukaryota; Ciliophora; Oligohymenophorea; Peniculida; Parameciidae. The record is from the annotation of a GenBank genome assembly.
UUUUUAUUUAGGAGGAUGAAUAAUUUUAAAUAAAAAGUGACAUAUUACUAUGAUGAAGAAUUCGGGACAUUUAAUUAUUCAACAACACAUCCAAUGAAACCAUUAAGAGUGGCUAUAACUGAUGAUUUGGUUGGACACUAUGGAUUAAAAUAAUAUAUGAAUUGUAUUGUAAAAGAUUUAAAAUUAAAUUCUUAGGAUUAAACAUUUGUAUAGACAUAUAUUAAAAGAGUAGAUGAAGAUGUAUUAACUUAAUUUCAUUCAUAUGAAUAUAUAGAUUUAAUUAAGGUAAUAACACCUGACAAUAAAUGUCAAUAUGAAGAUCAACUUUAUAGAUGUAAAUUAGAAUUGAAAUUUUAGUUAAUUUUAUGGAGGAUUGUCCAGUUUUAGAUAGAUUGUUUGAUUUUUGUUUGUGUUAAACUUCGGGAUCAGUUGGAGCAGCAUGUGUAAUAGCAGAUUAAAAAAGCAAUAUUGCAAUUAAUUGGAGUGGAGGAUUACAUCAUGCAAAAUAGAGUGAAGCAAGUGGAUUUUGUUAUGUAAAUGAUUGUGUACUUGGAAUAUUGGAAUUAUUAAAAACAUAUUAACGUGUACUUUAUGUAGAUAUUGAUAUUCAUCAUGGAGAUGGAGUAGAGGAAGCAUUCUAUUUAACUGAUCGAGUUAUGACAUGCUCUUUUCAUAAAUUUAAAGAAUAUUUUCCAGGAACUGGACAUAUUGAUGAUAUUGGACAUGAUAAAGGAAAAUAUUAUGCAGUUAAUUUUCCAUUAAAUGAAGGUUUAAAUGAUGAUUCAAUACAAUUUAUUUUUAAACCAGUCAUUGACAAGAUUAUGGAAAAUUUCAGACCUGAUGUUGUUAUGUUAUAAGGAGGUACUGAUAGUUUAAGUGGUGAUAGAUUAGGAUGUUUCAAUUUAAGCAUUAAAGGUAAAUAUAAAAUUUCAUUAUAGGACAUGGUACUUGCAUAGAAUAUUUAAAGAAAUUCAAUGUUCCUAUUAUAAUGGUUGGUGGUGGAGGUUAUACACUUAGAAAUGUACCAAGAUGUUGGACAUAUGAAACUUCUCUUGCUUUGAAUGUACCAAUUUAAGAUAAUAUUCCUGACGAAUCUGAUUAUAAAAUCUAUUUUGGACCAGAAUAUAAAUUACAUUUACCUAUUUCGAAUAUGGAAGAAUAAAAUUCAAAAGAUUAUUUAGAAAAAAAUAUGUAUAUUAUAUAAUUUAUUUUUAAGUGUUUAAAUUUUAGACAAUCUUAAAUAAAUAAAUCCUGGUUGUGCUUAAAUUGACCAUUACGCUAUUGGAAAAGAAAGUCGAAAGAAAGUUGAUUAUUAAGAAUUGUUCUCUGAAUAUCAGGAUAAUAAGGAAGAAAUGCAAAUAGAAUAAAAUUAAGAUCAAUAAGAAUGAAUAUAUAAUAUUAAUCUGAAG